GUUGACAGAGCUGCAGCCAUGAAGAGAAGAGGACUGAUGUUCCUGCUGCUGUCAGGCUGCGUGCUGGUCUGUCGCCUCCAGUCCGACGGAUUUGUCCGACGUUUCCACGCCGUUGCCGAGAAGAAGACCUGGGCUGACGCUCGGAGUUAUUGCAGGGAGAAGUUCACGGACCUGGCCAGCAUCGGGGACCCGAGCCACAACGCCGCGGCCCAGCAGGCAGCCGGGAAAGGACAGUUCUGGAUCGGACUCAUCAACAGCGACUGGAAAUGGUCUCAGCAGGAGGACGUGGACGUGGACGUUUCCAUGGGAUCCAUCUUCGGCAUCUGGGACCUGGGUGAACCGAAGCUGAACUGUGUGACUGUCUCUGCAAUCGAGAUCUGGUCUACCCAAGACUGCAGCGCUCAGUUUUACCUGAUGUGUUACAGCGGUGAGUCUCAAGUGCCUGCGGAAGUUUUUAAGGUCCUAUGA
Sander lucioperca (pikeperch) is the source of this 468-nucleotide messenger RNA. RefSeq names its product macrophage mannose receptor 1-like. The transcript is spliced from 2 exons. NCBI's taxonomy places the organism in Eukaryota, Metazoa, Chordata, Actinopteri, Perciformes, Percidae. The coding region runs from base 19 to 468 and encodes 149 amino acids. The record is from RefSeq and is a predicted model, not a curated record.